AUGGGGUGCCCGUUGGGGAUAUGUAACGACGGAUGCGCUCAUGCAAGAAGGGAACAGACGGGGGGUGGGCACGGGGGCGGGUUCGACAGCGCACGGCAGAGAACUCAGGUGCCCAGCAGCCCAGCAGCCCAGCCCGGGCCGGGCUCCUUUGCCCCAGUGCCCCCAAGCGCCAUCCACCGAACGAGCAGCGAGCAAUGGGGGGGAGGACUCUGGGAGUGGAGACGGUGCAAGGCCCCUGUGAAGAACCUUGUUGGCGCGGGCGCCGGGAACGUCGCAAUGGGUCACUUGUUGAAGGCGCAAGCUGUCAACGGCUCGCUGAUUUGUGAAUUCCGAUGCGCUGGGACGCCGCUCACAACGAAAGACCCGAAAAGCUCAAGGAAUGAACCCCUGGCUUGUGGGCGUGUGGAGUUCGACAGCGAUAACGGCUCCGGCAUUAGCAAGCAAGACGCGCUGCCGUCCCGGCUGUCUGUGCACUCCACUGCAGUCAACGUGGCCAGGGAUGGACACCACUUGGGGUUGUAUCGCGGGAUCUUGUCAGGUCUGCUCACCGCUUCAUCGGAUAAGUCGUCAAAAUCCACACCGAGGGUGAACGACCGAUCGGCCCCGGCUGCGUUGAAGAUUUUUGACCCAGGGGUUCCUUGGGCUGGCUUGCAGGCGUGGACAAUGAAUCCCACAGCGAUGCUUCCCAAACCUGCAGAUCCCUACAACCAUCCGAGGACGUCUGCAACCGUGGCCCAAGCACGUGGGUUCCUCUGUGCAACACCCACUUGGGUACCUGGGUACUUCGUACCCCCUGAAAACCGCGGGGUGGGAGGCGAAGAGCAGUUUUCGACAAGCAUCCACGCGUGCCAUGAUCCAGAUUCCCUUUUCCCUGUUCGUAUCCUCAGUAUGGAGAAUCGAGGACCCCGGUCUUAG
Chaetomium globosum CBS 148.51 is the source of this 915-nucleotide messenger RNA. RefSeq lists its product as uncharacterized. NCBI's taxonomy places the organism in Eukaryota, Fungi, Ascomycota, Sordariomycetes, Sordariales, Chaetomiaceae. The coding region runs from base 1 to 915 and encodes 304 amino acids. The transcript is spliced from 5 exons. The record is from RefSeq and is a predicted model, not a curated record.